AACAUUCCAAAUGAAUUGAGAUCAUGGGGCUUGGUUAUUAAUUUAGUUGAACCCUCGCAUCACACCGUUAUAUAUAGAGCUAGCCAACCUCGACCUACUCAUAUCCCUCCUCCUCCUCUAUACUAUCAUAACGGGUUUAUAUCCUUUUAUUUUUGCAAUUGCGUCGGAGUCCAAAUGAGGAUCUUGCCGGAAACCCGAGGAACUGUGCUGUGGUUCCUCCUCUCAGCGCUCUGUUCCUCCAUUCUCUGUCACGGCCGUGUUGUUGAGGUUGUCGGCCAUGCAGAGAGUUAUAGUCUCAAGACUUCCCAUGUUUUCUCUGGACUUGGAGUGAGCAUUGAGUGUAAAGCCGAGACAGGCCAUUUCACGACUAGAGGAACCGGAAAACUAGACGGAAACGGGAAGUUCACCGUCUCUAUGAAUAAUGAUCGUAACAUCGUUAGAGAUGACGGAACCCUAACGGAGGACUGCUACGCUCAGUUACACAGCGCUGCCGCCACGCCAUGCCCAGCCGUCGACGGCCUCGAAUCAUCCAAGAUCGUGUUUUUAUCGAAAGCCGGCGACAAACACGUGCUGGGUCUUAGACAAAAUCUAAAAUUUUCACCGGAAACUUGUGUUUCCAAGUUCUUCUGGCAUUUCCCCAAGUUCAAUUGGCCUCCUCCCAUCAAAGGCUUCCACCACCUUUUCCCUCUCCCUUGCCCUCCAAAGGCAACCCCUCCGCCGGUGAAGAAGCCUUGCCCGCCGAAGAAAGUGCUUCCACCGCCGGUUCCGGUCUACAAACCUCCGCCGGUGAAGAAACCAUGCCCACCGAAGAAGGAGGUUCCUCCGCCGGUUCCGGUGUACAAGCCGCCACCUGUGGUGACUCCACCGCCGGUGAUACCGAAGAAGCCGUGCCCUCCGAUAAAACCCCCGGUAGUGCUUCCGCCGCCGAUUACGAUUCCGAAGAAGCCGUGUCCCCCGUUUCCGAAGCUUCCUCCUUUCCACCCCAAAUUCGGGAAAUGGCCUCCCUUGCCGCCAUUCCCUUCCCACCCUUGAGAGCUAAACGACGAUACAUACAUAUCUAUACAUAAUAAGUGUGCCUAUAUCUAUAUAUGCGUACGUGUGCAUGGAGGUAAAACCAUUGGUUAAUGUAUUUGUGAUUUUUCCUAAUGUUGUGUGGAUAUUCAUUUAAGCAAUAAUAUUGUAAUUGUUUCUUCGUGCAACUCUCUCUCAAAUAAUGAAAUCUGAUUGUUCUUUGUC
Messenger RNA from Tarenaya hassleriana, 1236 nucleotides. Its product is annotated as proline-rich protein 4. The coding region runs from base 175 to 1032 and encodes 285 amino acids. NCBI's taxonomy places the organism in Eukaryota, Viridiplantae, Streptophyta, Magnoliopsida, Brassicales, Cleomaceae. The record is from RefSeq and is a predicted model, not a curated record. The transcript is spliced from 2 exons.